Molecule: messenger RNA, 5183 nt
Organism: Cynara cardunculus var. scolymus (artichoke)
Lineage: Eukaryota; Viridiplantae; Streptophyta; Magnoliopsida; Asterales; Asteraceae
Product: formin-like protein 20
Exons: 18
Coding region: 573-4622 (1349 amino acids)
Source: RefSeq, a predicted model, not a curated record
UUUGUUUCUCCAAACCCUUGAAUCUCUCUGCGUAAUCUUCCACGUGUAUGUGAUUUGCAUCUCAGGGAUUCAUUCAUUCAUACAUUUGGUCGAAAGGGUCGGGUCUACGAUUCUUCUUUCCUUUUUCAACACUCCCCCAUGUGAUUUCUAAAAUCAUCAAAUGACCAGAAAAACCCACAUGGCUGCUCCUCAGGUUUCGAUCGCCAUUUCCUUACCUAUAACUUCCCACAAACCCUAUCUCCAAUAAAAGACUUAUCUUUACUCCAUUAACUUUACACAAUCUCUCUCUAGUUUGCUGACCCAGAUUACGUAGUUGGUGUUUCUGGUACUACCCCACCUCAUCUUUAAAGCUUGUAUCAUCAUAUCAUAUAUUGGGGAUCCAAAUUUUCAGCUCAAGUUUGGAUUCAACAGCUUUCUUCAUCAGAUUGGUAUUAAUUAAUUGGUGGGUGUAUCUUAGAAUUUGGAAUUGGAGGACUGCGAGAUCGAUCUGGGUAUUAUAUAGUCAACAUUUUUGGGUGACAAUACAGGGAUCAACGUUUUGGAUCCGGUCGGGAGUGUAACAGCGCCAUUAGAUGGCGCUGUUCAAACGCUUCUUUUAUCGUAAGCCGCCGGAUCGCCUCCUUGAGAUCUCCGAGAGGGUUUACGUUUUUGAUUGCUGCUUCUCAACUGAAGUACUGGAAGAAGAUGAGUACAAGAUCUACAUGGGUGGCAUUGUAGCUGAACUGCAGGAUUACUAUCCUGAUUCUUCUUUCAUGGUUUUUAACUUUAGAGAAGGUGACAAGAGGACCCAAAUUUCUGACAUAUUGUCUCAAUACGAUAUGACAGUCAUGGAGUAUCCUCGGCAAUAUGAAGGGUACCCAAUGUUACCAUUAGAGAUGAUCCAUCACUUUUUGCGAUCUAGUGAGAGCUGGUUGUCACUAGCAGGCCAACAGAAUGUGCUGUUGAUGCACUGUGAAAGGGGAGGGUGGCCAGUGCUUGCCUUUAUGCUUGCAGCUCUUCUUUUGUUCCGAAAGCAAUAUAAUGGUGAGCAGAAGACUCUUGAAAUGGUAUACAAGCAAGCUCCUAGGGAGCUUCUUCAUCUUUUAACACCUUUAAAUCCACAGCCUUCCCAGUUGAGGUAUCUUCAGUACAUAUCCAGGAGAAAUUUAGGUUCAGAUUGGCCACCCUCAGACACACCUCUAGCUUUGGACUGUAUCAUACUUCGAGUCCUUCCCGUAUAUGGUGAAAAGGGUUGUCGACCUGUAGUUCGUAUAUAUGGUCAGGAUUCAUCUUCAACAACAGCCAACAGGAGCUCUAAGCUUUUAUUUGCAUCCUCAAAAACCAAAAAACAGGCUCGCUACUAUCAAGCGGAAGAGUGUGAACUGGUGAAAAUAGAUAUUCAUCACCGUGUUCAAGGGGAUGUCGUUCUUGAAUGCAUACAUUUGGAUCAUGUGAGGGAGGAAAUAAUGUUCAGAGUAAUGUUCCACACAACAUUUGUAAGAGGCAGUGUACUUAUGUUGAGCCGGGAUGAAGUUGAUAUUAUGUGGGAUGCAAGGGACCAGAUCCCCAGAAACUUCAAGGCAGAGGUACUUUUUUCGGACGCUGAUGCUCUACCAUCCAUGAUCACCAAAGAAGGAGAAUUUGAAGAUGGGGAUGAGACAGAAAGUCCUACGCCUGAAGAGUUCUUUGAGGUAGAAGAGAUCUUCAGCAAUGCAGUUGAUGGGCAAGAUGCCAAAGCAGAACCUGAUACUCUUUUACUUAAAGACAACAAGCUGAAUGCUGAAAAUGGUGAUAUUGUUUUCAAGGAAGAAUCAGAACCUGAUGCAUUCCAAGACUAUGAAUCAGAUGAAGGGAACAAAAAACCUGAAACUAAGGUUUAUGCUAAUCUCCAGUCAGCAAAAGGUAACGAGUUGAGCCUCAGAAAUGGUGGUUUGAAGCUUACAGUGGCGGUUGCCAAUGAACCUGAUAAGACAGAUGCCCAUGAAGUAAAAGCGGAUGGCUUGUCAGAGGAGGUAAACGGUAAACAAGAUAAAGAAGAGAGUCCUGAGAAGAAGUCAGGAAAAGAUGAUUCACAGCAGAAGUUGAGUGGCAAUAUCACUCGAAAAAAUUCUGCCAAUUCAAAACUUAAUCCUGAUGGUGUUGCCAAGCAAAAAGCUAAGCCACAAGAAACUUCCACAACUCUAAGACUUGCAAAACCGAAUGUGGUAUCCCGGUGGAUCCCUCCUAAUAAAGGAUCUUACACCAACUCCGUACAUGUGUCAUAUCCGCCUUCACGAUAUAAUAGUGCUCCUCCUGUGCUAGCACAACCAAAGGAUCUUCAAUCAGGGGAGAAAAAGUCCCUUGAAGGUACCACAAAUAAAGCAGAGAAUGCAUCAAGAAAACAUACUUCUUCUCCAUCCUUGGAUGUGCAACCAGUUCAAGUGGCUGACUCUUCUCCUUUGAAAUCGUCUAUUCCGCAGAUUCCUUCACCUCCCUCAUCUGUUCGACGUUCUGGCAAGUCUCUAGAUUCUUGUGCCUUGCAAGACCCUGUUAGCAAGUUGGAAGGAAAAACACCAAAGGUUACACCACUGCCUCCAGUAGCAUCCCCUCCUCCCACUCCAAUUUCUUUGCCUAGCUCUUCACUGUCUACGCCAGCCACCAUGCCGUUGACGUCAACUGAUAGGGAUAUUCAUGUACAAGCUACAGGCAGGGCCCCUCCACCGCCCCCACCUCCACCUCCACCUCCACCUCCACCUCCUAUGUCAUCCGACAUCUACAAUACUUGUGCGGUUGUGCCUGCUACUCCACAACAACCACCUGUCUAUUCUUCUAUAAUUGGAAAACCUGUUAAAGAUGGCAUGGCAAUCCUCGCUACUCCAGCUUUGCCUCCUAAACAAGUUGCACAUCCACCUCCGCCUCCACCUCCACCUCCACCUCCACCUCCACCUCCAAUAUAUAGCGCCCCACCUCCUCCUCCACCUCCACCUCCACCUCCAAGGUAUGGCGCCCCGUCUCCUCCACCCCCACCUUCGGUGUACGGAGCUCCAUAUUCUCCACCUCCACCUCCACCUCCACCUCCGCCCCCACCUCCAAUGUAUGGUGGUCCACCGCCACCACCUCCGCCGAUACGGGGGCCACCGCCUCCACCACCUCCACCUGGAGGCCGUGCACCUAGACCGCCUCCACCACCUCCAUCAGGAGGCCGUGCACCUGGACCGCCUCCACCACCUCCACCUGGAGGCCGUGCUCCUGGACCGCCUCCACCACCUCCACCAGGAGGCCGUGCACCUGGACCGCCUCCACCACCUGGACCACCAAGACCUCCAGGUGUUGGCCCUCCACCACCUCCACCUGGAGGUCGUGCACCUGGACCUCCAAGCUUUGGCCCUCCUCCACCUAGGGGUCGAGGACUUGUGCGGCCUGCUGGAAUGGCUGCAGCACCUCGAAGAUCUAACUUAAAACCACUGCAUUGGAGCAAGGUUACGAGAGCAUUGCAAGGGAGCUUGUGGGAAGAAUUGCAAAGACCUGGAGAACCCCAGAGUGCACCAGAUUUUGAUGUGUCAGAACUUGAGUCACUAUUCUCUGCCAUAGUCCCAAAGAAAGAUAGUUCUAAAGGAGGAGGGCGGCGGAAGUCUACUGGUUCAAAACCUGAACAAGUCAACUUGAUUGAUCUGAGGAGGGCUAAUAACACGUUAAUCAUGCUCACGAAAGUGAAAAUGCCGCUUCCUGACAUGAUGGCUGCAGCUUUAGCUAUGGAUGAAUCAAUCUUAGACGCUGAUCAAGUAGAGAAUCUUAUCAAAUUCUGUCCUACUAAAGAAGAGAUGGAGCUUCUCAAGAAUUAUACAGGUGCCAAGGAGACCCUGGGCAAGUGUGAACAGUUCUUCCUGGAGCUCAUGAAGGUGCCACGAGUGGAAUCGAAGUUACGGGUUUUUUUGUUCAAAAUUCAAUUCAACACCCAGCUUUCAGAGUUUAAGAAGAGUUUGAACACUGUAAACUCUGCAUGUGAUGAGGUCCGGACCUCCGUUAAGUUGAAGGAAAUCAUGAAGAGAAUUUUGUAUUUGGGGAAUACAUUAAAUCAAGGAACUGCUAGAGGUUCUGCAGUUGGUUUCAAGUUGGACAGCCUUUUGAAACUCACUGAUACACGGGCUUCGAACAGCAAGAUGACUUUAAUGCAUUAUCUCUGCAAGGUUCUUGCCGCCAAGUCACCGGCCCUUUUAGAUUUUCAUGUGGAUCUUGUUAGCCUCGAGUCUGCAACUAAGAUACAAUUGAAGUCUUUAGCAGAAGAAAUGCAAGCCAUUAUUAAGGGACUGGAAAAGGUUAAGCAGGAACUAACUGCAUCUGCAAAUGAUGGCCCAGUAUCUGAAGUUUUCCACAAGACAUUGAAUGAGUUCAUUGGCUUUGCUGAAUCAGAAGUGUCGUCUGUAACAAAUUUGUAUUCUGUGGUGGGUAGAAAUGCUGAUGCAUUGGCGCUAUAUUUUGGUGAAGACCCUGCUCGUUGCCCUUUCGAACAAGUUACUCAGACACUUCUGAACUUUGUGAGGCUGUUCCGGAAAGCUCAUGAAGAGAACUAUAAACAGGCUGAACUAGAAAAGAAGAAAGCUCAGAAAGAGGUUGAAAUGGAGAAGGCAAAGGGUAUUAACUUAACAAAGAAAGUUGAGAAAUAAGCCACAAGACUCGGUUUAUUUAUUUAAACCUUGAAUCUGGAUCCGAUAGAAGGGUCAAUGCAAGCCACAGGCAGGCACAGGUGAAAGGUUGUUGAUUGAACAACGAUGGUUGUAUGAACUCAAAAGGGGAAAGGAAGCAAUCAGAAAGCCGAGUUCCUGGAAACAGCUCAGCUGUAAAUAGACAGAGCAAGAUGCUGUUUGAAGAUGGAGCUGAUCCAGAUGGUUGUUGAUAUCUGACCUUAAAUCGUAAAAGGUUUUGGCAUCGGAUUGCGGUUGGUUAGACUUUUGAAAUAAUGGUGUGAUGCCAUGUGAAGUUACUAGUAAUACUAAUGUAGAGUAGUCAUUAACCAUGUGCAUAUCUCUAACCCCAUACUAACAUAUUUGAUUAUUCUCAUUGUAUUAGUACAAGAAAUUGGUCAUUUUUGACCACAAAAUUUGUUGUAUAUAUAUGAAAAGUAGAUAGGUAGGUAUUAUAGGAUGAUAGUUGCAAGUUGUUUAAGGUUGUAACAAAAGAGAGGUAACAUUUUGCUGAUUUCAGAAUGAGGAAAUUGUUGGUUUUGC